Chaetomium globosum CBS 148.51 is the source of this 729-nucleotide messenger RNA. RefSeq lists its product as uncharacterized. Lineage: Eukaryota; Fungi; Ascomycota; Sordariomycetes; Sordariales; Chaetomiaceae. The record is from RefSeq and is a predicted model, not a curated record. The transcript is spliced from 2 exons. Bases 1 to 729 code for a protein of 242 amino acids.
AUGACGUCGAGUCUCUUGCCGCACACGACGGUCGGGGGAAAGACGCCUGUGAAAGGAGUGACGGGGAAGAAGCGAAGGGUGAUGAUGGUACUCGUUGACUACCACGGCUGGGGUGGGAUUCCACGAAUGCUGCACCAACCACACGAAUCCGGGGUCGCUCGAAACUCAGGUGACAGCUCUGCCGUCGAGAAUGCAAAGGAAUGUUUGUUUGGCGUUGUAAUAAGGAGUGGAAAUGCCGAAAUAGCGCGCAAGAAGGAAGGGAGGGCGACUUCUAGGUCGGGAGGGGCGGAAAAGAAGAGGGCGAGGUGCGAGUUGAGGGCCAAACUCAGCGGUCGCGUGGUGAAUAAAAGGAAGCAGAUGCGGUUGAAGGAGGCAGGAACGGGUGUUCUUAGCAGGCGGGAGCAGGUGGGGCCCAACCUGAUCCAUGCGGAUCUCGGGGGUAGGCUAGAUGGAACCUGCCCGAGGGUGGGAAGGGGUCUCCAAAUCCCCCAGCAAUCCUACCAGGUACUCGAAAAAAGUUGGGUCCCGGGUUUGGAGCCCCUUCAAUUUUCGCCAAACCCGAUUGCGGGGGAUGACCAAAUUAGCCAAGGGACGUCAAACGGCAGGGACUUGGUUGUGGGUGCGGAUUCAUCAGCUUCUCAGGUUGAUGAGGCGCGAUCAGAUCAGAGAGAAAUCUCGGCCGGGGAGGGGGGAGGGGAGGAGCAGUGCGAGGCUCGGUUCAACAUAUAA